AUUUACUUUAUCAAACACAGUUUCAUAGUCUUUAUACGUCAAAAUAUAGAAGAAAAAGUUCUUUCCAGCGGAGACAUUCUUCGCGGGUUCCUUCAAAGUGCAAGCCUUCACCACAACGAUUUCUUCCAGGGAAAUUAGGAUGUGCUUGGAGGGUGCAAACGUGACCGAUUCACUAAGCGGGGGUUCGCAUACUUGCAACAACGUGCUCGGAUUCUCAAACACAGAGGAGAAAUACUUGGGAUGGAAAACAAAUGUUCCCGGGCACACAUUUAUCAUAUAGAUAGGAAUUUACUUUUCUUGACGACCGUGAGCACAAAGUUUGAUGGAGAAGCUUCCAUAUUAACGCGAGUGUAAGAUGGUAUCCAGUGAGCCGUCUCAGGCAGUGGAAGACGACUACUUCGCGAAUAAUAUGAAGGAGAUGAUUGGAGGCUGCUGCGUUUGCUCAGAUGAGAGAGGCUGGGCUGAAAAUCCACUGGUUUACUGUGACGGGCAUGGUUGUAAUGUCGCUGUUCAUCAAGCAUGCUAUGGUAUUGUCCAAGUCCCUACUGGCCCCUGGUUUUGUAGAAAAUGUGAAUCCCAGGAGCGGGCAGCUCGAGUGAUUAAGGGGUGGAAGGGAAGAAAGCCCAGUCAGCAGGCCCUUGAUGGAGGAGGACGAGCCAGCACCCAACACAAAGCUGAGGAAGACGAGAGACUGGCCAAAAGUUUAAAAACUAUGAAUACUUGGAGGUGUGAACUGUGUCCCCACAAAGAUGGUGCUCUCAAGAGGACAGACAAUGGAGGAUGGGCCCACGUCGUGUGCGCGUUGUACAUCCCCGAGGUGGAGUUUGCCAACGUGUCCACCAUGGAGCCCAUCGUUCUGCAGUCUGUUCCGCACGAGCGCUACAACAAGACGUGCUACAUCUGUGAAGAGCAAGGCCGCGAGAGCAAAGCAGCCUCUGGAGCCUGCAUGACUUGCAACAAACAUGGCUGCAGGCAGGCCUUCCAUGUCACGUGUGCUCAGUUUGCUGGGCUGCUGUGUGAAGAACAAGGCUCGGACGCAGACAAUGUGAAGUACUGCGGGUACUGCAAGUACCAUUACAGCAAACUGAGAAGGAGCAAAGGCCGCGGUAGUAGGGCUCAAAGCUUAAGCGAUUCUUCCUCUCACUCUUUGGAUAAACAUCAUGACAAGGAUAAGAAGAAACACAAAGACAGGGACAGACACAAGCCAAAGCACAGAAAGGCUUCGGAGCCCUCCUCUGCGCUUGUCCCUCCGUUGAUGGUCACCUCUGAGAAGACCUACAGCAGCAGCAGCAGCAGCGUAACGGCAACGCUCAGCUCACAAAAGCGUCUGGACGAUGGCGCGGGACGCUUCACCAACGCCAACUUCCAGGAGGUACCACCCCACCCUGGGGCCGGCACCAAGGACGGGGGGCCGACGGACGGCAAGGGGCUUGAGGGCAAGAGCAAGAGGGUGGGAAGCCAUGGCUCUGGUCAACGGGGGCGCAAGUCAACACCCGGAAAACCCGCUCUCUCCGUGGUGGCGUCAACAGCACCGUCCAUCACGGUCUCCUCGUCUUCCUCCUCCUCCUCCUCCUCCAGCAGUCCCUUCCAGCAAGGCCUUCUUUUGGGAAGCAGCGCGAAGCCGUCCUCGGGUGGCUCUGUUAAUCAGCCCACGCAGGACUUCCAGAGCUUCUCGGAGCCCAGCUUGCGCAAUGACCCUCUGUUCGGACGCGGGCUCCCCAAGUUGGGCGGGGAGGGCGGAUCCACGGAGGGCGUGGUCACUCUGAGCACUUUCGGGUCCUUGAUGUCCCUGGCGCCCAGCUCCGCUUCGCCGGGCACCAAGCACUUCGAGAACUCUCACCUGGCGGGCGAGCUGGGCGGCCUGGCCCCGGUGGCGUACAAGCGGCCCCAGGCCUCCGGCGCGGAGGAGGCCUCCAAGGGGAAGAAGCGUCGCUGCAACUGGAGGAACCGGUACGGGCCGUGCCGGCCCCGAGAGCUCCCGGAGCUGCCGGGCCACCCCGCCCCGACCCCCUCGUCCUCCCCGUCCUCCUGCAUGAGCCUGAUGCCCGGCCGAGCCAACCCCGCCAACGGCAGCGGCAGCAGCACCGGGAUCCAGAAAUCCCCGUCUCUCCUCAGGAAUGGCAGUCUGCAGAGCCUCAGCGUCAGCUCCUCCCCUCUUGGACCAGGUGCAUUCCCCAGCAGUGACCCGCUGGUGCCAUUGAUGAGCUCAGUGAGUGGCCCGAGCGUCCCUCUGUCCAGCACAGAGAUGCCUCAGCAGCUGCCCGCCGUCCCGUCUCUGCCCAGCACCCCCUUGUUGCCCCCCCUGCCCCACUCGAUGCCUGCGGGCCCCCACAAUAGCACUGCCUGCACCUACUCCAAUGCAUUGCCCGGGUCCUCCUUCAACCUGGCCCCCUCCCACAUGUUCGGGAACCGCCUGAACCCCAACUCCGCCAUGGCCGCUAUGAUCGCCCAUUCGGAGAGCGCUUCCACAGAUCAGGAGCUGGGAGACAAUGCGCACGGCUUCCCUGGAAGGGGCGCUUCACCAAAGGCGAGCCUCUCCCCUCGCUCCCCGGUUAGCGGCCUGCAGAUCCGGUAUGACCCGCCCGGCCCGCCUGGCCCGCUCCUCCCCAGCUCGGGCGUGGGCGACGGCGGCUCGCUGCCCCCGGUGGCCACCAGCAUCGAGCAGCUGCUCGAGAGGCAGUGGAACGAGGGCCAGCAGUUCCUCCUCCAGCAGGGGACGCAAGGAGACGUCCUCAGCAUGCUGAAGUCUCUGCACCAGCUGCAGGUGGAGAACCAGCGCCUGGAGGAGCAGAUAAAGAACCUGACCAUGAAGAAAGAGCGUCUGCAGCUGCUCAGUGACCAGCUCUCUGUGCCUUUUCCCCCUGCUAGCAGUGUGGCCACUGCGUCCUCACCAGAGCUGCACCCCUCCAACACGCCCACAGAUGGACUGAAUAGCAGCAAGAGCUUUCACCUGGGAAGCAGUUUUCUACCAGAUUCCUCUUUAAACUUAACCACUCAGGACACCUCCUGCGGCCACAGCAGCAGCAGCUCCUCCCUCUCCACCCCUCCCUCGGUGGCCCACAGCCCCCCCCAGCCCGGCCAGCAGCAGGUGAAUGGCCUGGGAAUGGCGGGCGGAGCCAUGCAACCCACGGCGGCCGGGGGGGCCACCACCGCGACCCUCCCGGGCAUGGCCGGGGUCACGGGGCUGAUGGGUGCCCUCCAAGGGGGCCCGCUGGCCAUGAGCGGCAUCGUGGGGGCCCUGAACGGCGUCAUCCAGACCCCACCCGGCCUGGCGCAGAACAGCAGCCCCCUUUCUCACCCAGCCGCGGUGCCCAACGCGUCCCUGUCCAUUCCCAGCAGCCUUAAUAACAGCAGCACAACAUCUGCAAAGACCAGUGUGGCGCGUCUGGGGCUGCUCUCGGAGCAGCAGCAGCGGCAGAUCCUCCUGCAUCAGCACCAGCUCCAGCAGCUCUUCACCUCGCCGCAGCCCACGCCGGAGCAGCAGCAGCAGGCCCUGCUCUACCAGCUCAUGCAGCAGCAGCACCAGCAGCAGCACGACCUGCAGCAGCUGCAGCAGUUCUCCUCCUCGCAGCUCCCCAUCAACAGCCUGCUGCCGGCCGCGCAGGGCGCCAUCGCGUCCAACCCCUUCCUGGCCAUGCACGCGGACGCCGCCGCCGCCGCGCAGAAGAACAUGCGGCUGGCGGAGAAGGCGGGGUCGGUGGGGGGCCAGGAGAAGAGCUGACUGAAACGGGACCGCCCCUUUUAAGGAUCGCACUUCCUCCCCCAACCCUCUCAGGGGCCAACCAUCUCAGAACAAAGAGCAGCACACUGCGCUAGGCAGACACUCACAAAAACGUCUUAUGUUGCACUAACUGUAAAUUAAAAUUGCUUCCAUAAACGUAAACAAUUCAGGGACUUCACAUUUCUAAAGAGGAAAACUCUUUGAGUGAGCAUGUGUGUAUGUAUGUGUACAGUACAUGCAUACACACACACACACACACACACACACACACAUACAUAUAUAAAUGCUCACAUGAACAGCGCUGUGGAAGAAAGUGCACUGGGAACCUGGUGACUGGCUUUGAGGGAGUGAGGGAGUAACUUCAGUCCGCUCUGCUUCUAGAACCUGCCGGUUUUAAUCGCUGUGGGCAUUAAGUUGCUUCAGGCAAAAUAAAGCAGUGGCCAAAAUGAAUACAGUUGACCACAGCCAGUGCAUCUCGCAGGCAUGUUCCACAAAUGCAUUUGCCCCAAAUUUCUGCUGGUCUCCCUCCAGCCAAGGCUCAGCCCAAAGUUCCCGUGCACGCAGUGCAUUUCUUUAUUUGAGUCCCACUUUACUAUCCUAGGACCAACGAACGAGUCCCCAGCCCAAGUGCCUGUUGUGUCCGUGGCCAGUGAGGCUCAGGAUAAUGCAGUGCACUCCUCUUCCCGAGCUCUGUCCCUUCACUUCGCCGGCCAGAGAUCAGUACUCAUGCGUUCACAUCGAUAUCUGUAACUCAGGCAACGUGAUCAAAAGCAAACGGGUGGGAAAGCUCCGUCUCUGAAAACCACGCUGAGAAGCUCUUCGAUCUUCAGUAUUGUGCUGCAUCCGAGAAACUGAAGCCAACUGUACAUAAUUCCUUUUUUAUUUAUUUGCAUUUUUGUUCAACGGGCAGAAGAUAAUAUAUUUGAAGUGCCCAAUUCUUUUGUGCAUAAUAUUGUUACUGUACAAAGUGUUCUGAAAGUCAAGCUUAGAUGACCUUGUAUUUUAUUGUAUACAUUUUAAAUGACAAAAUAUAUUUGCUGGAUUUGAAGGCUAAAACUACUUGACAAUUGAAAUUGGUGUCUUGCUUUUGUAAAUGCCCUGUGUCUCCUGAGUGUACAGAAUGAAGGCCGUAGUCCAGGACCUUCACGGGUUUGAGUAGUGCAGCUUUAUUGUUUGUGUAAAUGUGAUUCUCCUCGAUGGUGUCAGUUCUUAAUGCAGCCUCAAGUUUGUGUUCAAAUUUUUUAUCUCCGAAAUUCUCAACAGAAUAUUAAUUUAUUUUUAUAUAUGCAGGGAUGUUUCAGGAGUCUUGCACCUUUUUCUUGAUACAAAAACAUGCAUAUUUUGUACUUCUGAGCAAGAUUUAUGUUUGUCAUUCUUUAGGCGUAUAUAUGAAUCUCUUAAGGCAUUGUAUUUCAUAGUAACACCAAAAUGCUUUUGAAGGGAGAAUCCAAGUGAACACACAAACAUCAUGAUGUACAUUGUUUGUAGCAAGAACCCUCAAUUCUGAUAAUGUAAAAUAUUGUGUAAAAUUAAAACAUUUUUACAGUACAACAAAAGUGCUUUAUGGAUUAAGAAUUCCUUCAGUCUCUAGCUCCAAAAUGAUCAUAGUACGAUAAAAUCAGAUGUGUGAUCAGGUACUUCCCUGGUAUAACCAAACAGAAUGUAUUCCUAAAUAUUGACCAAAAAUAAUUUUGUGCAGUCGGGUAAUAAAUAAGAGUUUAAAUGCA
Anguilla anguilla (European eel) is the source of this 5448-nucleotide messenger RNA. RefSeq names its product MLLT10 histone lysine methyltransferase DOT1L cofactor (gene mllt10). The transcript is spliced from 23 exons. The record is from RefSeq and is a predicted model, not a curated record. NCBI's taxonomy places the organism in Eukaryota, Metazoa, Chordata, Actinopteri, Anguilliformes, Anguillidae. The coding region runs from base 356 to 3721 and encodes 1121 amino acids. Gene Ontology annotation, molecular function: histone binding; nucleosome binding. Gene Ontology annotation, cellular component: nucleus. Gene Ontology annotation, biological process: regulation of transcription by RNA polymerase II.